Molecule: messenger RNA, 7368 nt
Organism: Notolabrus celidotus (New Zealand spotty)
Lineage: Eukaryota; Metazoa; Chordata; Actinopteri; Labriformes; Labridae
Gene: arid1b
Product: AT rich interactive domain 1B (SWI1-like)
Exons: 24
Coding region: 58-6447 (2129 amino acids)
Biological process (GO): positive regulation of DNA-templated transcription; regulation of transcription by RNA polymerase II; chromatin remodeling
Cellular component (GO): nBAF complex; SWI/SNF complex; nucleoplasm
Molecular function (GO): DNA binding; nucleosome binding
Source: RefSeq, a predicted model, not a curated record
CUCCUUUCUCCACUUUGUGAGGAUGAGGAAGAGGAGGAGGAGGAGGAGGAGGAGCAGAUGAAUGCCAGCCUGGGAUCAUCCACCAACAUCUCCACCACCGACAACAACCCUCCUGUGAGUGGGACCAGCACCGACUUUAAUCAUUAUUAUGGGGAUGGAAGAGGAGGGCCUUGCUUUGAUCAACAUGGCGGACAACAAAGCACAGGGACUGGGGUAACAGAGGCUCGAUCAGUACACAGCACCAUGGAUCAGGUUCAGAACUCCCACGAAGGCUUUAACAACAACAGCCCGUAUAAUAACCACUACCCGAACUACCGACCGGGCUAUGGCAGCAGCGGGUACGGGGGUAUGAUGAGUCCCUCUCGGCAGGGGAACGAGCUGACGGGCCCGGGCAGCAGCAGCAGCAGCAGCAAGGCGGGGAUGAGUGCUGCCAGCUCCCCGGCUGGAGGAUACCAGAGGUUCCCUGGGCAGAGUCAGCAGCAGAUGCACCCCUCUGGAGCUACACCGACUUUAAACCAGUUACUAACCUCCCCCAGCACCAUGAUGCGAGGGUAUGGAAGUUAUCCUGAUUUUAAUAACCCUUCUGCUCAGCAGCAGCAGCCGAACAUGGGGCUGGCGAAAGACAUGGGCGCCCAGUUCGGCUCUGCUGCUGCUCACGGCUGGGGAGGACAACAAAGGAACCACCCGAGCAUGAGUCCAGGGAACUCCGGACAGGGCAGCAGCAGACCCCAGGUGGUGUCCAUGGACCCGAUGGCGAUGAAGCGCGCGCAGCUCUACGGCAUGACCAGCAACCCGUACACCCAGCAGCAGCAGCAGGUGGCGCAGCAACAGCAGCAGGUGGUGCAACAGCAGCAGGUGGUGCAACAGCAGCAGGUGGCGCAGCAACAGCAGCAGCAGCAGCAGCAGCAGGGGGCGCCGUACCCCGGACAGUCUUACGGAGCCCCGACCCCUCACAGAUACCCGAUGGGGAUGUCCAGCAGAGGGCAGAUGGGGAUGGGCGGGAUGCAGUACCCUCAGCAACAGAUGGGUUCUCAGUACGGUCAGCAGCAGACUGUGGGCGGUUACUGUCGGCCAGGCCAGCCGCCUUACUUCAGCCCGCCACAACGGCAGCCCGCCGCCCCGAGCCAGCCGCCAUACAUGCAGCCACGCCCACUUCCCCAACAGGAGGUACCACAAGAGGCGUAUGGUGGGCGGGGCCAGUCUGCCGCAAUGACUCCUGGGAAAUUGAACCACGAGGAGUUGGGUUUGAGCCAGCAGGAGCGUCCGUCCAGCCUCCCUGAUCUGUCCGGCUCCAUCGAUGACCUGCCCACCGGCACAGAGGCAGCGGUGAGUUCAGGGCCGUCUGGAUCCGGCAGUGCUCAGGGCGACCAGGGGACGCCAGCCCGCUCCCCCUUCUCUCCUCAUGUGUCACCCCGACUCCCCCCUCCAGCUCGGACCGGACCCUCCCCGUCUCCCUCGCUGUCCCCUGCUGGAUCCAGCAACCAAUCACGAUCUGGACCUAUGUCUCCCGCCAGCAGUGGACCAGGCUCUCAGCUGGGUCCUCAGGUCCCUGGUCCUGGAUCAGACGUUGGUCCUCACCCUUCCCAGUCUGCCAUGAUACAGGACAGAGGUUUUCCUCCCUCCAUGCAGCGUAGCACCCAGGGGCCUCAGUUUGCGCCCCAGCAAUCAGCACCCAUGUCCCCUCAAUCCCAACCAGGGGGGCCCAUGCACCACAGCUCCUACCAGCAGGCUAGCUCAUAUGGCCAGUACGGACCCCCAGGUAACUUCCCCCGGCCCCCCCACUAUGGUGGAGCGCCCAGUGCCAACUACAGCACCCCUGUCCAGGGUUCCAGCUUAGCCAACAGCUUGGGUUUGAACGCCAGCAGUCCCAUGCACGGGCAGGGUCCGUCCACGCCAGCAGGCCGCGGUCCAGGACCAGGACCCGGAGGUCGGCAAUACCCUGCAGGAGGGGGCGCCAUGGCUCCCACCUCCCCUGGCAUGCCACAGUCUGCAGGGCAGGGCAUGGGGCCUCCGGGGCCUAACGCUGGUCGUAAACUACCCGAGGUGGGACCCAAUGCCGGACCGAGUGCCAACUCCUCGUUAUCCUCGACGUCUGCCACAGGCGCCCCGGGGAGGCCUCCCUUUGCUCGCUCACCGGCCGUCCACACCCAGUCUUGGCCCGGGAGCCGGCCUGCUCCCUCUCCUACACCUCACCCCUCUCACCCUCACCACUAUCCUCACGCUCCUCCCCACCACUCACAGCAGGGAUCGUAUGCUCAGCCACAGCCCACCAUGCAGACCCCCUCAGAGCAUUAUGGGCAGGGCAGCUACAUGGGAAUGCCACCAAUGGGAGGAAUGGGCCCUGGAGGUCCUGGAGGGCCUGGAGGUCCUGGAGGGCCUGGAGGGCCUGGAGGGCCUGGAGGGCCUGGAGGGCCUGGAGGGCCUGGAGGUCCGUACAGCCAGCAACCAGGCGGCAACUCCGGGAGGAUGACCCCACAGGGACCUCCCUACAACCAUCCCUCAGGUCCCAUGAUGAUGUCAGUGGACGGGAUGGGCGCCCAUCCAGAUGUCAAACAGAGAGUGGAGCUUAUCAAAGAUGGCAUCUGUCCUGUUUCUGAACCUCUCAAACCUAAGGACGGGUACGGCUCUCAGGGUGUGUCCAAGCCCCUCACCCCAUCCCCCAUGUCCCCCAGCUCUGCUAGCCUGUCCUCCUAUCACGGGGAGGACAGCGAUAGCAUCAGCAGCCCCGCCUGGCCAAGGACGUCGACAAGCCCUAAGCCCAGCGCGGCUACCAUGACCAACCAGAAGAUCACCUGUUUGUACGAGAUGGGCUCUGAGCCAGAGAGGAGGAUGUGGGUGGACCGGUUUCUGUCCUUCAUGGAGGAGAGGGGGACACCUGUCCCUAACCUGCCUGCCGUCGGGAAGAAGCCUCUGGACCUGUGCAGACUCUACCUGUCUGUCAGGGAGAUCGGAGGACUGGCCAUGGUGAGUAAGAAUAAAAAAUGGAGGGAGUUGUCGUCUCGGUUGAACGUGGGGACGUCCAGCAGCGCGGCCAGCUCUCUGAAGAAGCAGUACAUCCAGUACCUGUUCGCCUACGAGUGUAAGGUGGAGCGAGGGGAGGAGCCUCCGCUCGAGAUCCCGGGGGCCACCAAGAAAGCUCCGUCGCUGCAGGCCAAGAUCCAGCCUCCUUCCCCAGCCAACUCGGGCUCCCUGCAGGGCCCCAACACGCCUCAGUCCAGCAGCAGCUCCCUGACCGAGCCCCCCGGGGACCUGAAGCCGCCGACCCCUGCCUCCACGCCGCACAGCCAGAUGGGACCCCAGCCUGGAAACAGGAAUAUGUUGGGAGUGAGCGUCCAGGACCCGUUCGCUGACGGCAGUGACCAAAGCUUCCACAACAAGCGAGGACCAGGACCCGGCGGCGCCCCCUACCAGCAGGGAGGAGGAGGAGGAGGUCCAACAGAUGCAUCAAUGAGGAUGCAGUAUGACAACAAGGAUCCCUACGGAGGAGCGAGGAAAGGUCCUGGGCCUGGUGAAGCCUUCGGACCAGGUCAGAUUCCCAGUGGUGCCAUGCAGGACAUGUACCCCCGUGGGGGUCCGCCACCAGGGCCCCUGACAGGCAUGGGCCCCAGACCCCAGUUUCCUUACGGUCCGGGCUUCGAGAGGAGGUCGGAUCAUGUGAUGGGGCCAGAAGGAGGCAUGGCGACCCCUGGUGGUCAGAACAGCAUGGGUCCAUCUGGAAACGAGGCCGGCAUGUACCCCGCCAACAGAUUUCCCCCGCAGAGGCACGGACAUGAUGGGUACGGGCAGCAGUUUCCUCCCAGCAUGGCCUACGGUUCCCAUCAGACCCUGUACCCCCAGCAGCAGCAGCAGCAGGGCUACAAGCGUCCGAUGGAGACUCUGUAUCCUCCGGCGAAGCGUCAUGAAGGAGAAGCGUUUGGCGGGCAGACGUUCAGCUCUCAGCAGUCCGACAUGUUCGGCCCUUACAGCGGAGGAGGAGGAGGAGGAGGAGGAGGUGGAGGAGGAGGAGGAGGAGGAGGAGGAGCCGGCUUUAUGGGCCCUGAGAGGCGGCCUGUCCAGGGCCAGUACCCGUAUCCGUAUCCAAGGGACCGUCCGGGGCCCCCACAACACGGCAUGAUGGGCUCUGGACCGCCAUCGGUGUCCGAGGGUCCGCAAGCCAACAUGUGGCACCCCAGAAACGACAUGGGUUACUCUUACAACCGGCAGGGGCCGCCCUACCCCGGCGGCAUGGGCCGAGGGGAGGAUCAGGAGGGCCGGGCCCCCCAGCCCCAGGACGGCCAGUGGCCCCCAAGUCAUGCAGGCCAGCGGCAGCCACCUUACCCCCCCCACUCCUCUUCCUCCCCCUCCAUGAUCCCCCUGACCUCCAGACAGCCGUCCUCUUCCUUCCAGGCCGCGCCGCCCACCAUCCCUAACCACGUGAGUCGCUCUCACAGCCCCUCCUCCUUCCCCCGGCCCGUGUUGGGCUCUCUGUCCCCCAACAGCACCCCCUACAUGCCCUCCAUGAAGAAGCCAGGUCACUCAGGCGUCCCCCCGGGCCCCUUCUCCUCUCAGAGCCUUCACCUCAUGCACAGAGAUAUCAACUUCCCGCCCGGCUCUGUGGAGGCCACGCCCCCCAAACUGAAGGCACGGCGCCGCCUCACCUCCAAGGACACGGGAACUCCAGAGGCGUGGCGAGUGAUGAUGUCACUGAAGUCCGGGCUGUUGGCGGAGUGCAGCUGGGCUCUGGACACGAUAAACAUCCUGCUGUACGACGACAGCACCGUGGGAUCCUUCAGCCUCACUCAGCUGCCCGGUUUCCUGGAGCUCGUGGUCGAGUAUUACCGCCGCUGCCUACUCAAGAUCUUCGGUAUUCUGGAGGAGUAUGAGUUGGGGACGGGGGGCCAGAAGACCCUGCUGAAACCUCUGACUCACCUCCUUCAGGAAGAGGAGGAGGAGGAGGGGGAGGAGCCAGCUGCCUCCUCUGAGUCUGACGGCCAAUCAGAGGAGCAGAGGAGGCCAGAAGAGGAGGAGCCAAUGCUCACAGCUACACCUGAGGAGGACAAGGAGCGCCCUGUGGUCAAAGAGGAGGUGGAAGUAAAAGAGGAGCACCAGGCGCAGGAGGAGCCCCGCCCCCAACAAGCCAGCAAGUUCGACCGGCUGCCGAUCAAGGUGGAGACGGGGGAGGAGUGGGAGAAGGUGGAGGAGCGCUGGGCCGAGCUCAGCCGGCCUAAUGGCUUCAUCAGCGGCCUCCUGCACUGGGAGGCCGGAGGAGGAGACUCCACGGCUCACAUCCUGACCGGAGCAGAGGGGGAGGAGGGGAGAGGAGGAGGAGGAGGAGAAGGAGGAGACAACAGGAAGGAGGAGGUGCAGGGAGGCGAGGAGGAGAACCUGCCAGGUGGGGAGGAGACGCCGUCUGAAACACAAGAAGACUCCAUAUCAGAGGUCAGAGCUCAGCAUUCCCCCCUCCAGAGUCCCAUCAGUCCCCUGGAGGACGAGCCUCGCUGCUGGGACGAGGCCCCGCUGUCCACCGCCGAGUCCUGGCAGGACGCCCUGUCCAAACGCUGCGUCUGCAUCUCCAACAUCGUGCGCAGCCUCUCCUUCGUCCCUGGAAACGACACCGACAUGUCCCGGCACCCGGGCCUGGUUCUGAUCCUGGGCCGGCUGGUGCUGCUGCACCAUCACCACCCCCAGAGGAAACGAACGCUGCCCAGCUACCAGCGGGAGGAGGGGCAGGGGCGCGCCUGCAGCCAGGACGAGUGGUGGUGGGACUGCCUGGCGACUCUGCGGGAGAACACGCUGGUGACGCUGGCCAACAUGGCGGGACAGCUGGACCUCUCACUUUUCCCAGAGAACAUCAUCCUGCCGGUUCUGGAGGGGCUGCUGCACUGGAUGGUCUGCCCGUCCGCAGAGGCCCAGGACCCGUUCUACUCGGCUGGCGGCAACUCCUCGCUCUCGCCACAGAGGCUGGCGCUGGAGAUUCUGUGUAAGCUGAGCAUCCAGGACUGUAACGUGGACCUGCUGCUCGCCACGCCACCCUUCAACCGCCAGCAGAAACUCUACGCCACGCUGGUGCGUCUGGUCGGGGAGAGGAAGAGCCAGGUGUGUCGGGAGAUGGCGGUCGCCAUCCUGUCCAACCUGGCGCAGGGAGACCCCUCGGCAGCGCGGGCCGUCGCCCUGCAGAAAGGCAGCGUGGGAAUUCUGAUCGGCUUCCUGGAGGACAGCGUUGCCAUGGCUCAGUACCAGCAGAGCUCGCACGGCGUGUUGCACGCCACCGCCACACAUGAGCCACCAAGCAUCAACAUGAUGUGCCGCGCCGCCAAGGCGCUGCUCGCAAUGGCGAAGGUAGAGGAGAACCGGGCGGAGUUUGUCCUGUUCGAGAGCCGGCUGCUGGACAUCUCGCUGUCGGCGGCGCUGAACUCCUCGGUGGCGGCCAUCAUGUGUGAAGUACUGUUUAAAAUCGGCCGCUCGUGACACAAACAGCGCCACGGAGCAUGCUCAGUGGCCUCUAAAGGAGCUCCGCCCAUGUGAUGGACCGGCCUCUAUUUUAUUUUUAUUUAAAGAACAGAAGUGAAAAGAUUUUAAAUACAAAUGGAUAUAUAAAGAAUAUAUAACGCUCCAUCACGAAAUGUUUAUUUGGGAUUUUUAAAUAAUUUUAAUACAAAAAUAUUUAAUACUUGUAUUUUUAAUUUUUUUAUUCUUUUGUUGGUUUGUUGUUGUUUUUGUUUUGGUUAUAACCACAGUGUGACGCUGGAGAGCGAUCGGGUUCUGGCUUUGUGAUGUGGUCUUUUUUUCUGAUUAUGGGGGCGGGGUUAGUACAAAUUUGGGGGCGGGGUUAGUACAAAUUUGGGGGCGGGUCUUAUUUAAAGUGACAUAUUGUAGAUAAGCCUCUUUUUUCUCUGGACGGGGAAACACUGAUGUUUUUUGUUUUGGUGCAAUACAUUUGUUCGGCGUUUUUUUUACUCUUAAUGUGAAUUCUUUGACCGCCUGCAGUUUGACCAUCUUCAGUAUUUUGCCGACCACAGCAGUAUCAAACGUCACGUUCUGUUUUUUAACUAUUUUUAUGUGUCCAAUCAGAUCCCCUCCUCGUCAUCCUGCUCCUGUAAAUAGAAGAUGUACAUUUGACUCUGUGAAUGGAUGAAUCAUUUAUAAUCAGGACUCACCUGGACGUUUAGUGUCCCUGCAGGUGAGCUCCUGUUUCUGUAUUUAAGGUAAAUAUUCACCUGAGAGGGGGCGCUUGUUUUCAGAGACUGUAUGUACAGGCAGAGGGGAGGGUGGAGGGGUGGAGGGGGGGGUUGUUGAAACUGUACUCAACAUGUUGCUAACUGACAAAACUCCAGAAACAGUUAUAACAAAUGUAAAGAGAGAAAAGAAGAAAAUCUCUACAUCCAUCCA